AUGGAGGAGGAGGAGGCUGCGGGGAAGCUGCCGGGGGCCCCCCAGGCAGAUGAGGAGGAAAACUUUAGGAAGAGGUCCAAGCUCCACAGCCACCAGCUCAUCCACACUGGGGAACAGCCGUACUUGUGUGGGGAAUGUGGGAAGAGGUUCAGGAACAGCUCCAACCUGCUCCAACACCAGCGCAUCCACACUGGAGAACGGCCCUACAUGUGUAGGGAAUGUGGCAAGAGCUUCAGGGACAGCUCCAACCUCUGCAACCACCAGCGCAUCCACACUGGGGAACGGCCCUACAAGUGCUUGCAAUGUGGGAAGAGGUUUCAGCGCAGCUCAGAUCUCCUCGUGCACCAGCGGAUACACACAGACGAGAGGCCCUUCCGCUGCACCGACUGCGGGAAGAGCUUUAAACACAACUCCACCCUGGUCAACCACCGGCGCCUCCACACCGGGGAGAGACCCUACAAGUGUGGGGAGUGUGGGAAGACCUUCACCCACAGCUCUGCCUUGACCAAACACCAACGAACCCACCAGUAAGAGAAGCCCCACGAGUGCCUUGACUGUGGGAAGAGCUUCGGCCGCUGCUUCCACCCUGAAUGACCCCCCUGAU
Molecule: messenger RNA, 604 nt
Organism: Empidonax traillii (willow flycatcher)
Lineage: Eukaryota; Metazoa; Chordata; Aves; Passeriformes; Tyrannidae
Product: zinc finger protein 664-like
Exons: 2
Coding region: 1-531 (176 amino acids)
Biological process (GO): regulation of transcription by RNA polymerase II
Molecular function (GO): DNA-binding transcription factor activity, RNA polymerase II-specific; RNA polymerase II cis-regulatory region sequence-specific DNA binding
Source: RefSeq, a predicted model, not a curated record